Messenger RNA from Tripterygium wilfordii, 1132 nucleotides. RefSeq names its product cytokinin riboside 5'-monophosphate phosphoribohydrolase LOG3-like. Gene Ontology annotation, molecular function: hydrolase activity, hydrolyzing N-glycosyl compounds. The transcript is spliced from 7 exons. Lineage: Eukaryota; Viridiplantae; Streptophyta; Magnoliopsida; Celastrales; Celastraceae. Bases 209 to 862 code for a protein of 217 amino acids. Gene Ontology annotation, biological process: cytokinin biosynthetic process. The record is from RefSeq and is a predicted model, not a curated record. Gene Ontology annotation, cellular component: cytosol; nucleus.
CACUCAAAGGAGAGGCAGAGUACUACUGUACUAGUAGCAGACUAGCAAUAGUGGUCUGGCAAAAGAGUGUAAGCUUAACUAGUUUGUGGAUUUUGCUUCUAUCCUCCUUCGACACAUGUAAAUGCUACCAAUCUUAGAGUUGUCAAGCUAGUAUAGUAGCCCUAACUGAUUUACUACAAAAAUCAAAGAAAGGAGAGAGAUUGUUGAGAUGGCGAGUGAAAUGCAAGAGUCAAGGUUUAGGAGGAUUUGUGUGUUCUGUGGGAGUAGUCAAGGCAAGAAGACUAGCUAUCAAGAUGCUGCUAUUGAGCUUGGCAAUGAAUUGGUGUCAAGGAACAUUGAUUUGGUCUAUGGAGGGGGCAGCAUCGGUUUGAUGGGAUUGGUUUCACAAGCUGUUCAUGAUGGCGGUCGUCAUGUUAUUGGAGUUAUUCCCAAGACGCUCAUGCCUCGAGAGUUAACUGGUGAAACAGUAGGGGAAGUGAAGGCAGUAGCAGGCAUGCACCAAAGGAAGGCUGAGAUGGCUAAGCAUUCUGAUGCCUUUAUUGCCUUACCAGGUGGUUAUGGAACUUUAGAGGAACUACUUGAGGUGAUUACCUGGGCACAACUUGGAAUUCAUGAUAAGCCGGUGGGAUUGCUGAAUGUUGAUGGAUAUUAUAAUUCCUUGCUCUCAUUCAUUGACAAUUCUGUGGAAGAGGGAUUUGUUAGCCCAAGUGCGCGCCAAAUCAUUGUGUCCGCACCAACAGCAAAAGAGUUGGUGAAAAAACUGGAGGAGUAUGUCCCCUGCCAUGAAAGAGUUGCUUCACAGUUGAGCUGGGAUAUUGAGCAACUUGGAUACUCUCAUCAAACAUAUGAUAUCUCUAGGUGAUUGUGAGGAACACUGCAUGGAAGGGGAGGUAGAUUGAAGUUGCAUUUAGAAGAAGCUAAUUUAAAAAAAUACUCAGAGAGAUUUCCACAGAGUGGGAAUUCUUUUGUAAAUCAGUGCAAUUGAUCUUGAUAUAUGAAGCUUUCAAGAUUUCUUUUUAGUGGUAUUUUGGUUUACUUUUGAAGUUGUAAGUACUAAUGUACUAGAGGAUUAUGAACAAUUCCCCUUUCAACUGUUGACUAAUUAUAUGUUUACUGACUACUAGUUGUUUUA